This is a messenger RNA of Sabethes cyaneus, 6009 nucleotides long. RefSeq lists its product as uncharacterized. Bases 1 to 6009 code for a protein of 2002 amino acids. Gene Ontology annotation, molecular function: nucleic acid binding. The record is from RefSeq and is a predicted model, not a curated record. The transcript has a single exon. NCBI's taxonomy places the organism in Eukaryota, Metazoa, Arthropoda, Insecta, Diptera, Culicidae. Gene Ontology annotation, biological process: DNA integration.
AUGUCAGCUCCGAUACAUUCUAAAAAGUCGGAAAAAUCGAGUGAAGUGGUUGGUGAAAAUUGUGCAGAUUGUGGUGCGCGAUCGGUGGUCACGGAAGAUCCGGAUAUGUCCCAUCCUGGGCGAGCCUGCCAGGUGUGUCGAGAAGAAGACACUGAUGAAAUGGUACAGUGUGACAGUUGCUCUAAAUGGCAUCAUUUCCAAUGUGUUGGAGUCACGCAAGAGAUCGAGAAUUUCCCGUGGAGUUGCGCUAAAUGCGAAAAAGCGAACGGCAUUCAGGAAAAUAGCUCGUCGACAUGUGUGCUAUUGCAACGAAGUGAUGGUCAUCCGAAGCAGUCGUCCCAGGCCAAUAUGCCCACCAUACGGGAGCGGCCAUCGAAACAUCAACCAAAAGCUCCAUCGGUAGCAUCCUCAAGAUCGUCACAAGCUCUCGCGAGGCUGGAGCUCGAAAAGCUGGAAGCUUUAAGAGAUGUCGAACGACGUGAAGCGGAGAAGCAACGUGCAAUCGCGGUAGAAGAGGCGGCGAGGGAAAAGGCUUUCGUAGAGGAAAAGUUCAAGCUGCUGGCACUAGCGGUGAGCGAGGGUGGUUCUAUGAAAAGCGCUCCAGUGGACAGAACAGCAAAUUGGGUUGCCACUACGAGUGGAAUGCAGAAAGGUGCAAUAGGUUUGGCACCCAAUAUAAAAGUCCACCAUUCUGGGAACCGGAUGGAUGAGCAGCCGAGGAAAACAGCGCUCGAACGGACCAGAAAACAGGAUUUUCCGGAGCCGAUUCAAACUUCGAAGUCAGCUUGUCCCAACACAGUUUCACGCCACUCGCGUCCGGAUAAUCAACUGUCGCAUAACCCCGCAGAUGCGAAAACUAAUCGGUCUGAUCUGAAUCAACACCAUUCGGUCACUCAUCUCCCACGAAAUUCACAGCAGGACCAAUGCCCUUUACCUACGAUCCAGGCUAGCCGCAUGCAAGAUCAAGAAGAUUCAGACCUUUACCCGAUCACCCGUAAGCAAUUAGCCGCGCGGCAAGCUGUUUCGAAAGAUCUCCCAGUAUUCUCCGGUAGCCCGGAAGAAUGGCCCCUAUUUUUCUCCACUUUCAACAGUACGACAGCCAUGUGUGGGUUCACCGACGAAGAAAAUGUAGUGCGUCUACAACGCUGUCUUAGCGGCCGAGCAUAUGAGGCAGUGAAAAGCAGGUUGCUCCAUCCAUCUAAUGUCGACGGAAUUAUGUCCACCCUCAGAAUGCUGUUCGGACAACCGGAAGUGAUAGUGAACUCGAUGAUAGCGAAGAUUAAUUCGCUUCCUUCGCUGAAAGAGGAUAAGCUAGAAAGCCUUAUAGACUUCGCCGUCAGCAUCGAAAACUUUUGCGCCAUUGUGGAUGCUUGUGGUGUCAAAGAAUAUUUCUAUAAUGUAACGUUUCUCCAUCAACUUGUUAACAAGCUUCCUCCGUCACUAAAACUAAGCUGGGCACAACAUAAGCGAUCGCUUCCUACGGUUAAUCUACCAUCCUUCAGCAGUUGGUUGUAUUCUUUGGCGGAAGCUGCCAGCUCCGUAACCUUCCCUAGCGUCGCAUUCGAAUCCAAACCCGUACGUAGUGACUCUUAUACAACCAAACGCGGGACGUCGUUUGUUAACGCUCAUUCUGAGGAGUCAGCUUCAGAGUAUCCAUCCACUUCACAGUCUGACAUGACAGUUGCCGAAGAAACUUGCUUAGUAUGCAAAGGAAAUUGCAAGUCGCUGACUAAAUGCAAGCGUUUCUUAGAGUUUGCUCGUGACUCGCGCUGGGCAACAGUUCGAGAUUUAGGCCUGUGUCGCAGAUGUCUACGCCGACAUAGUGGAGGAUGUCAAGCCAAGGCUUGCGGGAAGAACGGGUGCGAAUUAAAGCACCAUGAGUUGCUGCACAAUGAUCAGAAAAACACUCCUUCGAACACAUACAGAAAUUAUACAGAUAAUACGCUGCCGACUAACCGUGUUGAACGCAAUCUGCCUGGACCAAACUCGUCUGAGCACGGUUGCAACAUCCAUCAAGUUUCCUCCAGUGAAGUUUUAUUCCGCUACUUACCGAUAGUGCUGUAUGGCAAGCACACUUCCAUCCCGACUUUUGCUUUCCUUGAUAACGGAUCGGAGCUCACACUUCUUGAUAAAGCGUUGGCGAGUGAGCUGCAGCUUGAAGGAGAAAGUAUGCCUCUGUGUCUACAUUGGACGGGAGGAGCGAAGCGUAGAGAAGAAAAUUCUAAAACCGUCAAACUAGAGCUGGCCGCGAAACAUAACCCUUUCAAAAAAUACACCCUCAACGGGGUACGCACAGUGGAUGAAUUGCUAUUGCCACCCCAAACGUUAAACGUCGAGGAGCUCAAGGUCCUGUAUCCGCAUCUCAAAAAUCUGCCCAUUGAGUCCUACCACGAUAUCCGCCCUAGGAUCCUUAUCGGAAUGAAGGAUCAGCACCUUAGUUUGGUUCGGAAGAGUCGUGAGGGAGCCUGGCAUCAGCCAAUAGCUGUCAAAACCCGUCUUGGAUGGACAGUGUGCGGGGGAGGGAAACCUGACGAUGAUACUAACCUUGUACACUCUGUUUUCCAUGUAUGCGCUCGUGAACCGUCAACGGAUGAAGAUUUACAUUCGAUCGUGAAACAAUACUUCGCCAUAGAAAGCUUGGGCAUUGCACAACCGAGGAAGAACCUGCUCUCUUCCGAAGAAGAACGAGCCCAGUCUCUUCUCGCAACCCGCACGGUAUUCAAAAGAAACCGAUACGAAACCGGACUAUUGUGGCGCUAUGAUAACGUCCGCCUACCAGAUAGUCGUCCAAUGGCUGUCCGGCGACUGGAAUAUCUUAGAAAGCGAAUGGACAAAGAUCCGGAGCUAGCUAAAGCCGUCAACCAAAAGAUGAUUGAUUUGAUCGCGAAGGGCUAUGUCAGAAAACUUACCGACGAGGAACUCAAGCAAUCGUUUUCCAGGGUAUGGUACCUGCCGAUGUUCCCAGUAACAAAUGUCAACAAGCCUGGGAAGAUUCGGAUGGUAUGGGACGCUGCUGCCGCCUCCCACGGAAUAACACUAAAUUCAGUCCUCUUGAAAGGCCCAGACCAGCUUUGCGACCUGUUUACAAUAUUAAUUCAGUUCCGUGUAGGUCGGAUUGGCUUGACUGGUGACGUGCGGGAGAUGUUUCUGCAGGUGCUGAUGCGAGCCGAGGACCAGCAAUGUCAACGUUUCCUUUGGUAUGACGAAGAUGGAACCAUAGCUGCCUACGUUCUGCAGGUCAUGUCUUUUGGAGCAUGCUGUUCGCCUAGUAGCGCCCAGUUCGUGAAGAACUUGAACGCCGAACGAUUCAGGAAAGAAUAUCCUGACGCUGUGGAGGUAAUACAUAAGCGUCAUUACGUCGAUGAUAUGCUGGUGAGUGUGUCGACGGAACAGGAGGCGAUCCAACUUGCGCAACAGGUAAAGCGAAUACAUGCUGCGGGUGGAUUCGAGAUUCGAAACUGGGUCAGCAAUUCAACACAUGUAGUAAGAGCGCUACAAGCGGAGCAUACGGCAGAGAAGAGUCUCGAUCUGUCGCCUGAAUUAGCCACCGAAAAAGUGUUGGGAAUGUGGUGGUGUACAAAAGAAGAUACGUUCACCUACAAAGUUGGAUGGUAUCGCUACGGUCGAGCAUUAUUGGAAGGGCAACACAAUCCAACCAAGAGGGAAAUGCUACGGAUUUUAAUGUCCGUGUUCGAUCCACUUGGAUUAAUCGCUCAUUUCCUUAUGUACCUUAAGGUACUGCUUCAAGACGUUUGGCGCGCCGGAAUUGAUUGGGACGAACGAAUAGACGGCGUUCUGUUUGAAAAGUGGCAAACAUGGCUUAAAGUUCUACCACAAAUUGAACGAAUCAGUAUACCACGGUGCUAUGGCGGACAAACUACAGCUGAGACUAACAUUGCGCAGCUGCAUACAUUUGUAGAUGCAGGCGAAAAUGGAAUUGCUGCUGCAUGCUAUCUACGCUUCACUCAGGGAGAAAUCGCACGAUGUAGUUUAGUAGCCGCAAAGACGAAAGUUGCCCCAUUGAAAUUUGUUUCAACUCCAAGAUUGGAACUCCAGGCAGCGCUAGUGGGAGCUAGGCUGUCUCGAUCAGUAUCUGAAGCCCUCACGUUCCGUAUUUUUCGUCAUGUGUACUGGUCUGAUUCACAAGAUGUGCUGUAUUGGAUCAAUUCCGAUCACCGGCGAUACUCACCGUACGUUGCCUGUCGGGUUAGUGAGAUCCUUGAUACGACGGAGAUGGAUGAAUGGAGAUAUGUUCCUAGCGAUCUAAACGUAGCGGAUGACGGCACGAAGUGGAAGCGACUUCCGGAUUUGAGCCCUCAAGCACGAUGGUUCAAUGGACCCGACUUCCUUAGACGCUCGGAAGAUCAUUGGCCACGCUCGACGAUAAAACGAAAUGCUACCGAUCUGGAACUUCGACCGAGUGUGUUAACUCAUUUUGCUACACCAGCUCGAGUAAUCUGCGUAGGUAACUUUUCAAAUUGGACCCGAUUACUAAGAGUUGUCGCCAUGGUCUAUCGUUUCUUCACUAACUGCAAGUCAAAACUCCAGAAAAAACCCCUCGCCCUCGGACAUCUUUCCAGUACCGAAUUGUCGCACGCCGAGUCCUACAUUAUCCGCCAAGCGCAGCACGAAGGGUAUCCACAUGAAGUAGCGCUUUUACAAAGGACACAGCUGAGUACAGACCGACCGGUAACGCCGCUUCCCAAAACGAGCCCACUCUACCAAAAAUCGCCAUGGUUGGACAACCGCGGAAUAAUGAGGAUGCGAGGACGUAUAUCCGCAUGCCACUUUGCAACCGAAGAUGCCAAACAGCCUAUAAUACUUCCUCGUGACCACCACGCUACCUCGUUAAUCAUAGCACACUACCACGAUAAAUACCACCACCAGAACCAUGAGACCGUGAUCAAUGAGAUCCGGCAGAAAUAUAGUAUACCGAAACUUCGCAUAGCCUUCGCAAAGGUACGGAGCAACUGCCAACGUUGCAAGAACAACCGCGCAAUGCCAACUGUACCCAUUAUGGCUGAACUACCGGCAGCACGCCUAGAUGCCUUCUGUUGCCCAUUCUCUCAUGUUGGAGUCGAUUUUUUUGGGCCAUACGAAGUUGUCCUCGGUCGCCGAACUGAAAAACGAUGGGGCAUGCUUGCUACCUGCCUCACCAUCCGGGCGAUACACAUUGAGAUCGUCCACUCUCUUAACACCGAUUCCUGCGUUAUGGCCCUUCGAAACUUCAUUUGCCGAAGAGGCAAGCCACUGGUGUUCUAUAGCGAUCGAGGCACGAAUUUUAUCGGGGCGAAUAAAGAGCUCCAAACAGCGGAACAGUCGUUUCGCCAAGAAGAGCUAAUGAAGGAAUUUGAAGACUCAGAAACCAGCUGGCAGUUCCUGCCACCGGCUUCCCCCCACAUGGGUGGUAGCUGGGAACGAUUGAUCGGAAGUGUUAAGAAAAAUUUGAUGGCAAUCUUACUAACGCGGAAGCCGACCGACGAAGUCCUGCGGAAUCUGUUUGCCGAGGUUGAAAACACUAUCAACGCCCGACCUUUGACUCAUGUCCCUACUGAUGAUGACUCCGCACCCGCUCUGACACCCAACGAUUUCCUACUGGGGUCAUCUAACGGAGUAAAACCAUUGUGCACGAUCGACGGCAGUGGCGUAGCCUUGCGUCAGGGCUGGCGACUGUCGCAAGCUCAAGCCAACUGCUUCUGGAAACGUUGGGUGAGCGACUACCUACCGGAAAUAACACGCCGAACCAAGUGGUUCGUCGACACGAAGCCCAUCGAGAGUGGAGAUAUAGUGGUUAUCGUCGACCCGAAACUACCCCGAAACUGUUGGCCUAAAGGAAGAAUCCUCUGCACUCAUCCUGGAAGAGACGGUCAACCCAGAUCAGCGACGGUGAGAACAGCUUCCGGCAUCUACGAGCGUCCGGUAGCAAAAUUGGCCGUGCUAGACGUGAGGCGCGAAGCGAAGUGUGGGGGAGUGUUGGCAAGUUCAUGCCAGCGCGCCUUACCCUAUUAA